Ochotona curzoniae (black-lipped pika) is the source of this 1462-nucleotide messenger RNA. RefSeq names its product mitochondrial ribosomal protein L37 (gene MRPL37). Gene Ontology annotation, molecular function: structural constituent of ribosome. Gene Ontology annotation, cellular component: mitochondrion; ribosome. The record is from RefSeq and is a predicted model, not a curated record. Bases 40 to 1311 code for a protein of 423 amino acids. NCBI's taxonomy places the organism in Eukaryota, Metazoa, Chordata, Mammalia, Lagomorpha, Ochotonidae. Gene Ontology annotation, biological process: translation. The transcript has 7 exons.
GCGGCGUCCAGGUGACGGGCUUGAGGAGACCGUACCGGUAUGGCGUUGACGUCGUGGCCCGCCUGGCGGGCUCUGGCCAGCUCCAGCCAGCUUGGCCUCGGAGGAUGCGGAGCCCCGAGACGCCAGGCUUACGAGUGGGGCGUGCGCUCCACGCGGAAGCCCGAGCCCCGUCCCCUCGAUAGGGUGUACGAGAUCCCCGGACUGGAGCCCAUUACUUUCGCGGGGAAGAUGCACUUCGUGCCGGAUCUGGCGCAGCCGGUCUUCCCGCCCUGGGACCCCGGCUGGAGAAAUCCCAAGUUCUACCGCUCGCCCCCCAUUCACGAGCAGCCGCUGUACAAGGACCAGGCCUGCUACAUCUUCCACCAGCGUUGCCGGCUCCUUGAGGGUGUAAAGCAGGCACUCUGGCUUACCAAGAGCAAGCUCAUAGAAGGCCUCCCCGAGAGAGUGAUGAGCCUUGUGAGUGACCCGGCGAACCACAUCGAGAACCAAGAUGAGCGUGUGCUGAAUGUAAUCUCUCACGCCCGCCUUUGGCACUCCACCGAGGACAUCCCCAAGAGAGAGACCUACUGUCCCGUUAUUGUGGACAGCUUGCUGCAGCUGUGUAAAUCCCAGAUUGUCAAGCAUCCUUCUCUGGCCACCCGGAUGUGUUCCGAGAGCUACAGGUUGUCUGCUACCUGGAAUCGAGAGUCUAUUCUCCUGCAGGUGCGUGGUUCCGAGUGGGCCCGACUGAGUGCCAAGGAUCCUCUGCCCGCCGUCGCCUCCAGAGAGGAGGUGGAAGCGACCAAGGAUCACACUCUAGAGACCUUCUAUCCCAUAUCUCCCACCAUUGACCUGCAAGAGUGUCAUGUUUAUGACAUGAGAAACAACACAGGGUUCCAACAGGGUUGUCCUUAUCCCCAUCCCCACACCCUGUAUUUCCUGGAGAAGGCCAAUUUACGACCCCACCGCUUUCGGCCAGAGCAGCUGAGGGCCAAGAUGAUCCUGUUUGCUUUUGGCAACGCCCUGGCUCAGGCCCGGCUCCUCUACGGGGAUGACAGCAAGGUGCUGGAGCAGCCCAUAGUGGUGCAGAGUGUGGGCACAGAUGGACGGGUCUUCCAGUUCCUCGUGCUGCAACUCAACACAACGGAUCUGGCCUCGAACGAGGGUGUCAAGAAUCUGGUGUGGAUGGACUCAGACCAGCUUCUCUAUCAGCACUUUUGGUGUCUGCCGGUGAUCAAAAAGAAGGUGGUUGUGGAACCUGUUGGGCCAGUGGCUUUCCAGCCAGAGACGUUCCAGAAGUUUUUAGCUCUAUAUUUGCAUGGUGCUGUGUGAAUGAGGACUGCUGUGGGGCCUGAAUGGUCUCUUCUCUACUCCACCUGAAGAAUUGAACCCCGGGAAGCUGGAGGCCUGGCUUGGCACCUGGGGCUCUUGCAGCCUGGAGGGGUCUCGCUAGCAAUAAAGAGAGAGCUUGCAUUGCUGUGGA